This is a messenger RNA of Argentina anserina (silverweed cinquefoil), 1688 nucleotides long. RefSeq lists its product as uncharacterized. Gene Ontology annotation, biological process: regulation of DNA-templated transcription. NCBI's taxonomy places the organism in Eukaryota, Viridiplantae, Streptophyta, Magnoliopsida, Rosales, Rosaceae. Gene Ontology annotation, molecular function: double-stranded DNA binding. The coding region runs from base 127 to 1323 and encodes 398 amino acids. The transcript has a single exon. The record is from RefSeq and is a predicted model, not a curated record.
ACCCUAAACCCUGAAUCCCAAAAUUGACCAAGCAAGCGAGCAAAACAUCAAAAUCCAAAGGCUGGUUGAUUUGGUGAGUCCUUUCUGAUUGCCCCAAGUAUCUCUCAAUUAUCAUUUGCUUCAAUUAUGUUUAGCCUAUGCUCUAAGAGAUUGCAAUUGCUUCUUCCAAGUCGUAGCAUUUCCGUUAAUUCAGUAACCUAUUUGCAUUCAUCUCGAAACCCACUUUCAUAUUCAUCAAAAUCAUUACUGGGUUCUGAAAAUGAUAAACCAAAUCAAGAAGAUAAAGGAAGCUCUUUUACAGUUUCAUACCUUAGAAACUCAUUUGGGAUGUCCCCAGAAAUCGCUCUCCAUGUGUCAGAGAGGGUGCACUUUGAAACCCGAGAGCGACCCGACUCAGUUAUUAAGCUUUUCAGAGAUUACGGACUCAGUGAUGCCCAAGUCCAAGUGCUUGUUAAGAAACUGCCAAGGCUGCUCUUGCGCAGUCCUGAAAACCUUUUGCCCAAACUUGAGUUCUUAGUUUCUAUUGGCCUUUCAGGCAAUGACCUUGCCAAGGCCCUCUUUAGCAAUCCCAUUAUGUUGACACGGAGCUUAGAGAAAUGUAUCAUUCCUUCUUAUCAUCUGAUCAAGAGUAUAGUUGGUGAGGAUCACAGGGUUGCUACAUUCUUUAGGACCUCAAGAUGGACAGUGUCAGGGGUGUUUGAAAGAAAUCUUGUGUCUAAUGUUGCAUUUUUGAGAGGGAAGCUUGGAGUGCCGGAAUCAGCAAUCUCUGUUUAUCUGACCUGGCAUCCUUUCAUGAUGUGCCGUAAACCCGAGGGUUUCAAGGAAGAUGCCAGCAAGCUCAUGAGUAUGGGGAUCGAACCUUCAUCAUCUUCGAUAUUCAUGAAAGCAUUGGUUGUGACUUCUAUGGUGGAUGCAUCAAAGCGGGAGCAAAAAAUGCGAGUUUUUAAGGGAUGGGGAUGGACUGAAGAUGAUUUCAUGCUGGCAUUUAGAACGAAUCCCUUGUUUAUGACCUUGUCUGAGAACAUUCUUUCGAGCAAAAUGGAUUUUCUUCUGAAUAAAAUGGGGUGGCAGCCUGCAGAUGUGGCUAGAAAUUCAUAUGUUUUGAGUUAUAGUUUGGAGAGGCGGAUCAUACCUACAUGUUCAGUUAUUAGAGUUCUCCUGGUGAAGGGCUUGAUAACAAAGGAAGGCUUUUCCUUAGUAAAUAUUCUGAAGAAAAGUGAGAAGUGCUUGUUGGAUAAUUUUGUGUGCAAAUAUCAAGAGCAAGUGCCUGAACUGUUGAGCAUCUAUCAAGGCAAAACAGGUCUUGCAGAACUCGGCUUAUAAAUUGAGGAGAGAGCUAGAGUGGAUCAUUUGUAAUUUGUUCAUGAACUGGAUUAUUAGAAGUGCCUAUCAGUUUACCACUCAUGCACUUCUGUAAUCUUUUACCAUUCUCCCCCUUGCAAAGUACUGUUUUCUUUGAAGUGAUAGCUGGAGUUAGCCAUCUAUUAUUUGCAGUUAAAACUGAGAUAAACUCAUACUCCUAUGACUGACAUGAAGACAUUUUGAUUUAGAUUGUUCAAAGUCAAGGAAUUUCAGUCUAUACUCUAUAUUGCCAUCUCUAUUAUGUCUUCUGAAACAUUGAAGUUUGUCCUGUGGGAACUCGUUUCCUGCCAUCAGCAACUUGGAUUCUAUAUUCUUCUGAAAGAAAA